UCCGCGGCUCGGCCGAGGCGCGGGGAGAGGGCUGGCCGGGCGCGCACGCGCAGAUGUCGGCUGUGCUUGGCCGAUACUUGCGAGGCGCCUGUCACAUGAGCCGCGCGCCCGCUCCGCUCCCCCUCCUCCUGGCUGGGCUGUGAAUGAAGCUCUGCCGGCUACGUGGGGCGCUAACUCAACUUGAUGUCCUAGACGCCAGAGCCGACUGAGCGCCUGGCCCGCCAGCGGCGGACACGGGCUCCGCCGCUCCUGACCUCGGCGACAGGUUCAGGGCUGGAGAAUCUUGCAGAAAGCAAGGCCACACAGCUGCUAUUCCAUCUACAUCUUAUUUAAGCCUCCUUACAAAACUGGGGGGCCCUGGGAAACUCUGAGCCUGUGACCCCAACGUGGGAGAGGAUAAGAUCAAGAUGGCCAUGUGGCAGGGAGCCAUGGAUAACAGAGGCUUUCAGCAGGGGAGUUUCAAUAGCUUCCGGAGCAGCUCCAGUGAUGAAGACUUGAUGGACAUACCAGGGACAGCUAUGGAUUUCUCCAUGAGAGACGAUGUUCCUCCCUUAGAUGGAGAAAUAGAAGAGGACAAGUCAUACAAUGGUGGAGGAAUAGGUUCUUCAAAUAGGAUGAUGGACUUCUUGGAGGAGCCAAUCCCUGGUGUGGGGACCUAUGAUGAUUUCAAUACAAUUGACUGGGUGCGAGAGAAGUCUCGAGACCGGGAUAGGCACCGAGAGAUUACCAAUAAAAGCAAAGAGUCCACAUGGGCCUUAAUUCACAGUGUGAGUGAUGCUUUUUCUGGCUGGUUGUUGAUGCUACUUAUUGGGCUUUUAUCAGGUUCCCUAGCUGGCUUGAUAGACAUCUCUGCUCAUUGGAUGACAGACUUGAAAGAAGGUAUAUGCACAGGGGGAUUAUGGUUUAACCAUGAGCACUGUUGCUGGAACUCCGAGCAUGUCACCUUUGAAGACAGAGACAAGUGCCCAGAGUGGAAUAGCUGGUCCCAGCUUAUCAUCAGCACGGACGAGGGAGCUUUUGCCUACAUAGUCAAUUAUUUCAUGUACGUCCUCUGGGCUCUCCUGUUUGCCUUCCUGGCCGUAUCUCUUGUCAAGGUGUUUGCACCUUAUGCCUGUGGCUCUGGAAUCCCUGAGAUUAAAACUAUCUUGAGUGGUUUCAUUAUUAGGGGCUAUUUGGGUAAGUGGACCCUGAUUAUCAAAACCAUCACAUUGGUGCUGGCAGUGUCAUCUGGCUUGAGCCUGGGCAAAGAGGGUCCCCUAGUGCACGUGGCUUGCUGCUGCGGGAACAUCCUGUGCCACUGCUUCAACAAGUACAGGAAGAAUGAAGCCAAGCGCAGAGAGGUCUUGUCGGCUGCAGCAGCAGCUGGUGUAUCUGUAGCCUUUGGGGCACCUAUUGGCGGAGUAUUAUUCAGCCUGGAAGAGGUCAGCUACUAUUUUCCCCUCAAAACGUUGUGGCGUUCGUUCUUUGCUGCCUUGGUGGCAGCAUUUACUCUACGCUCUAUCAAUCCAUUUGGGAACAGCCGCCUGGUUCUAUUUUACGUGGAGUUUCACACCCCAUGGCAUCUCUUUGAGCUUGUGCCAUUUAUUCUGCUGGGCAUAUUUGGUGGUCUGUGGGGAGCUCUGUUUAUCCGCACAAACAUUGCCUGGUGUCGGAAGCGUAAGACCACUCAGUUGGGAAAGUAUCCUGUCAUAGAGGUACUGGUUGUGACAGCCAUCACUGCCAUCCUGGCUUUCCCCAAUGAAUACACCCGUAUGAGCACAAGUGAGCUCAUUUCUGAGCUGUUUAAUGACUGUGGCCUUCUGGACUCCUCCAAGCUCUGUGAUUAUGAGAACCGUUUCAACGCAAGCAAGGGGGGUGAACUGCCCGACAGACCGGCUGGUGUGGGAGUCUACAGUGCCAUGUGGCAGCUGGCCUUGACGCUUAUACUGAAAAUUGUCAUUACUAUAUUCACCUUUGGCAUGAAGAUCCCUUCUGGCCUCUUUAUUCCUAGCAUGGCUGUUGGUGCUAUAGCAGGUCGACUUUUAGGAGUAGGAAUGGAACAACUGGCUUAUUACCACCAUGACUGGGCCAUCUUCAAUAGCUGGUGUAGUCAAGGAGCUGAUUGCAUCACCCCUGGCCUUUAUGCGAUGGUUGGGGCUGCAGCCUGCUUAGGCGGGGUGACUCGGAUGACUGUUUCUCUUGUCGUCAUAAUGUUUGAACUAACUGGUGGCUUGGAAUACAUUGUGCCUCUGAUGGCUGCAGCUAUGACAAGCAAGUGGGUGGCAGAUGCUCUUGGGCGGGAAGGCAUCUAUGAUGCCCACAUCCGUCUCAAUGGAUACCCCUUUCUUGAAGCCAAAGAAGAGUUUGCUCAUAAGACCCUGGCGAUGGACGUGAUGAAACCCCGGAGAAAUGAUCCUUUGUUGACUGUCCUUACUCAGGACAGUAUGACCGUGGAAGAUGUAGAGAGCAUAAUCAGUGAAACCACUUACAGUGGCUUCCCAGUGGUGGUGUCCCGGGAGUCCCAAAGACUUGUGGGUUUCGUCCUCCGAAGAGAUCUCAUUAUUUCAAUUGAAAAUGCUCGAAAAAAACAGGAUGGAGUUGUGAGCACUUCCAUCAUUUAUUUCACUGAGCAUUCUCCUCCGAUGCCACCAUACACCCCACCCACCCUAAAGCUUCGGAACAUCCUGGACCUCAGCCCUUUCACUGUGACUGACCUUACACCCAUGGAGAUCGUAGUGGAUAUCUUCCGAAAGCUGGGACUGCGGCAGUGCCUGGUUACACACAAUGGGCGAUUGCUCGGAAUCAUUACCAAAAAGGAUGUGUUAAAGCAUAUAGCACAGAUGGCGAACCAAGAUCCUGAUUCCAUUCUUUUCAACUAGAAUCACAGGGUUGUGCUGAAUAUAAACAGGAAGGACGUUGCAGACCAUGGAUAUAUUUUAUUAACUGGGUACCCAAAACACAUUUCCCGUGUUUGGAUGGUGAAGUUAUAUUAGCGUGUUGUCUCUUUCCUACAAGUUAACCAGUUGCACUACAUAAUCUCUGGAAAUUAAUCUUCUCUUUAGGAGAAAAUACAGUUAGGCUUCUGUGAUAUUGCAUUAGGAAGAUUUCAUGAAAGAGUAAGCAAAAUUGCUAUGGUUUAAUUCUUUUUCUUUUUUUUUAAUUUUUUUUUAAUUUAAAACAUAAUUGUUAGCCAAUAUGCAAUCACUGAAAACUAUGCAAGAAAAAUUCCAACCGUCCUGAUCUAUAGCCUGCAGGAAACUCAUGAAAAAGUCACUUUUUUGGACUCUAAGUGUCAUUGGUGGAAGAUGAAGUAUAAACUAAGGGGCUUUGCUUUUCCAACCACAGAAAGGAGAGCCAGAAGGAAAAUAGUAAUGAUAUUUUCCAGACUGUGAAAAUUCAGUUCAAAUGUUAUAUUGUUCCUGUUACAAUAUUUAGCAUUAUUAGUUUGUAUGUGUGUUAUGUGUAUGUUAAUUUUAAUAUCUGAUUAUAAGACAAUGCUGCUUUGGUUAAUCUCCUCUAAACAAAUUUAGAGAGGUUGACUUUUAUAGCUUGCUUGUUCCUGGUACUCUUUUGAAGUGCACAAAGAUAAGUUAAUAGAACUUUCUCCUUGUCUGCAAAAAGGGUAAUUUUCCAGAUGGUAUUUGUUAGCUAGUAGACAAGGACUUUGCCAUGAAUUUGUUAGUAGCAAGAAAUGACAUCUCCAGCUUCCUUGAAAUGAAUGAUUAGUCAAGUUCUAAGCAAAGUCAAUGACUAGGAAUUUCACAUUUUUGUGAGGUCCCAACUAAUCCUCUUACCCAGAUGCCACCUCCACGAGUGAUGGUGCUUUAGGCUUCUGGAAUAUGUAAGACUAGUAAAGGGAACCAAGUCUAGACUGCAUACCGGUAAACCAGGGAAGAUCCCGAGCUGUAUCGGCAUUCUCAUGCAUUCCUUCAUAAAGACCACCAGUACUAAAAUAACUGGGCACUCAUGCCUCCUCCCGUGAGUACGUAUAACAGGCCAGUGUUGUCCCCAAGAACACGAAUUUAGGCUUGGGGUACUUUCAAAUAUGUUCAAUGCAUUGGAACAGGAUAGGCACCUGUGACUCCCUUGAGGCUCCUUGGAAUUCUAGAUAAAAUGUAGAACCAUCCUAAGACCCAGGGAUGUGGACAAGGCCUGGUGACACCAAAGGUGCUUGUAUCCAGUUGAAAAGGUGCCUCUCUCAAUUUCCUACCACCUUUUCUGCAGUAGAACACGUCACACUAGAGGGACACCUGCUGGAAUUACAGAGCCACCACCAUCGUUCCG
This is a messenger RNA of Ceratotherium simum simum (southern white rhinoceros), 4263 nucleotides long. RefSeq names its product Cl-/H+ antiporter 5 (gene CLCN5). NCBI's taxonomy places the organism in Eukaryota, Metazoa, Chordata, Mammalia, Perissodactyla, Rhinocerotidae. The record is from RefSeq and is a predicted model, not a curated record. Gene Ontology annotation, molecular function: voltage-gated chloride channel activity. Gene Ontology annotation, biological process: transmembrane transport; chloride transport. Gene Ontology annotation, cellular component: early endosome; Golgi apparatus; synaptic vesicle.